AACAAACAGGAACCUAUUAUUGAGAGAGAGAAGUAGACAGAGGAGAGAGUGUGUUUGUGUUGUGUUGUGUGUUUUUUAGCAUCUCCAAAUCCAAAGAACCGUUUGCUCCGUCAUUUUUAUGCCAAACUAACUUUCCCAUUUUUCUCCUUUUAGAGAGAGAAAACGUUCAGAUUGCAAGAGAGAGGAAGAAGAAAAAAAGGAAAAUUUAUUUUUGUGUGCUGAAAAUGGUUGAACUGGAAAUCCAAUUCCAAACAAGGGUGUAAGAAAAAAAAUUGAAUAUUUAUUUGAUGGGUAUCUUUGAAACUAUGAUCUUGUGAAAACCCAGAUAGGAAAUCUUCGAUGCGUUGAUUGAUAGAGAGAUUGUGGGGAUUCUUUUUUGUUUGCCGUUGAUUGAGAAAUGGACGGUGGCGAUGAGGCCGUUGUAGCUCCGGAGGGUCCACAGCAACCGCUUGAGUGGAAAUUCUCGCAAGUUUUUGGCGAACGUGCGGUUGGAGAGGAAGUUCAAGAAGUGGACAUAAUUUCGGCUAUUGAAUUUGACAAAUCUGGUGACCAUCUUGCUACCGGUGAUCGUGGUGGUCGAGUAGUUCUCUUUGAGCGGACAGAUACAAAAGACAAUGGAUCGAGAAGGGAUUUGGAGAGAAUGGACUAUUCUAUCAGGCAUCCUGAAUUCCGCUAUAAAACUGAGUUUCAGAGUCACGAGCCCGAGUUUGAUUAUCUUAAGAGCUUGGAAAUAGAAGAGAAAAUUAACAAAAUCAAAUGGUGCCAAACAGCUAAUGGUGCUUUGUUCCUUCUAUCUACAAAUGACAAAACAAUCAAAUAUUGGAAGGUUCAAGAAAAGAAGGUGAAGAAAGUUUCUGAAAUGAAUAUCGACCCUUCAAAAGCAAUGGGAAAUGGAUCUAUUGCUAGUUCAAGUAAUUCGAGUAACUCUAAGCCACAUCUUGCAAAUGGAGGAUCCUCAGAUAAAUCAUAUGGUUAUCUAAGCAAUGAUUUCUCAUUUCCACCAGGAGGCUUACCUUCGCUAAGAUUACCCUCGGUAGUAGCUAGCCACGAGACCAGUCUAUUGGCUCGAUGCCGUCGAGUAUAUGCACAUGCUCAUGACUAUCACAUCAAUUCUAUUUCAAAUAACAGCGAUGGAGAAACUUUCAUAUCGGCUGAUGAUUUGCGUAUAAAUCUUUGGAACUUGGAAAUUAGCAAUCAAAGUUUUAAUAUUGUUGAUGUAAAGCCUGCAAAUAUGGAGGAUCUGACUGAGGUUAUAACAUCAGCAGAAUUUCACCCUACACAUUGUAAUACAUUGGCCUAUAGCAGUUCAAAGGGUUCAAUUCGUCUUGUUGACUUGCGGCAGUCAGCCUUAUGCGAUUCUCAUGCCAAACUAUUUGAGGAACAGGAGGCACCUGGGUCCAGAUCAUUUUUCACAGAGAUUAUUGCUUCUAUCUCAGAUAUAAAAUUUGCAAAGGAAGGAAGAUAUAUUCUUAGUCGUGAUUACAUGACUCUGAAGUUAUGGGAUAUUAAUAUGGAUUCUGGCCCAGUUUCAACGUUCCGGGUUCACGAGUACUUAAGGCCAAAGCUAUGUGAUUUAUACGAAAAUGACUCCAUUUUUGACAAGUUCGAGUGUUGUCUGAGCGGUGAUGGAUUGCGUGUUUCAACUGGUUCUUACAGCAAUCUAUUCCGUGUGUUCGGUUGUGCCCCGGGAAGUACAGAGGCUACUACUUUGGAAGCCAGUAAAAAUCCAAUGAGACGACAAGUUCCAACGCCUUCAAGGCCUUCUAGAUCACUUGGAAACAGUAUCACAAGAGUUGUAAGACGCGGAGCUGAUAACACCGGUGUCGAUGCAAAUGGAAACUCUUUUGAUUUCACUACAAAGUUACUACACUUAGCAUGGCACCCAACUGAAAAUUCAAUUGCUUGUGCUGCUGCAAAUAGCUUAUACAUGUACUAUGCAUGAAGAUAAAUGGUUGGAAAGCAUAUAUAUAUAUAUAUAUAUAUAUAUAUAUUUGCUCGGCUGUUUUCGAGGUUAUUAUGGAGAAGGUUUCUUUUCCAUUCUUACCAACCAUUAAAUUGGAGGCUUCAUGAACUCAACCUACAAGUGCCCUUCAAAAUAUUUCACUGGAGCUCUUACAAAAAAGAUCCAGAAGUUGCAGCAAUUUUUUUUUCUUUCAAAUUUCAUCCUUCUUCUGACCCUAAUAUUCUUUUCCCUCCUUUUUCUGUAUCUUUUUGUGAAAAGAAGGUGCAGUCAAAAUGCUUCAUAUUGUGUUUGGCUUGCAAAAUGAAGAAGAAAAAUGUUAUUGUAGCUCUCCUACAACAGAUAAAGAUACAAGAUAAAAAAUGUAGUUGUUUUUCUUUUUGCCUAGAUAAUUAAGAUAGAUGUGUCUUGUGGGAUGGAGCAGUGGAAACAUGCAGUGCAUCAUUUUUUCAUUGAUUAUAUUUUUGUGUUGGGAAUUUAAUUUGAGCAAUGUUUCAAUGUCUUAGUGAAUUUGCUAUACACGGUCAAUUUUAUGUAUGUAUUAUGUUAAAAGGAAGUAAUAAUUUUAGGAUAAACAUGGAUUGUUUCUAUUUCCUUGUCAUCAUGGAUUGGUUCAUUUUGCUGUUAUGUUGACAUGUAUUUUGUUGGUUUC
Messenger RNA from Cicer arietinum (chickpea), 2612 nucleotides. Its product is annotated as serine/threonine protein phosphatase 2A 55 kDa regulatory subunit B beta isoform. Gene Ontology annotation, cellular component: protein phosphatase type 2A complex. The record is from RefSeq and is a predicted model, not a curated record. Gene Ontology annotation, molecular function: protein binding; protein phosphatase regulator activity. Lineage: Eukaryota; Viridiplantae; Streptophyta; Magnoliopsida; Fabales; Fabaceae.